UUUUAACAAAUCGUUUCCGCCAAGCGUUACGCCAAUCUAAUUAAAAAAACUGUGGGAAAUUUUUCCAAAUUUUUCUAUAACAGUUCGUAAAUCGUUAGUUUCUCAUUCGUACAUUUGGAUCUGGGAGAUAAGGCGACACGCAGAACGAGCGUUGACUGAACUGUAUCCUUUUUCACGGAAAAUUGAUCUAUUUCUAGAAAACUUCACAUUUCUUAUUUUUAAAUUGAAAAUUCUUCUACUAAAAUCAUAUAAAUUUGCAGAUUUUUACGGUAAAUUUAUAAUAAGUAGUUGUCGAGCUCCAUUCCUAGUUGGUGUCACGUUUUUUUCGGCACUAUAAAAGGGGGUCGACAGCUAAAAAUGUUUGGGAAACACUCCCUUAAAAUAACGCCAGCGCACGCGAACGACCUUUGAUCGUCUUAAUGUAUAUCUUCCUCGCCCGUUAAUUGUUUAAAGUGGACAAAACAAUAGAAGCACGUAAAUGUUUCUCGGAAUAAAUUACAGAGUUAAAAAAAAAAGAAAGAAACUCCAUUAUUUCGCAUUAAUUUCCGAAUAUUUUAAAGGCGAACGGGCGUCGAAAGGAAUCAUUUUUAGCGACGUCGGGACGAGAGGAUAUUUCAUUAAUGAAAAUGGAAUUGAAAGAUUCAAUGAAUUUAUCCUUUUUGGAAUCGAUCAGUACGGAUCUUCUGUGAGGAGGAAGAUGCCGAGUUUCGUCACGUCCUUGACGUUCAGUAAAGGAGAGAUCGCGUAAACACUUUACAUUAGCCGUUCGGCUUACCAAUAAUCACGGCUCAAGAGUUCAAGGUGGCGACGUGAGCGUCGCACUAGCGCCACUUUUGUCGGUGCGACGAGUUCGAAUGCCAUCAUUUUCUCGUUGGAGUUUGAAAGUGAACUUCGAUAGAGGAAAAAGAUGCCAGAAAAGAAAGAAUCUAUGUUAGAUACGAACGAAACGGUGAAUAAAGAUAAUGCCAAUAGUUGCAGUAACGAUUUUCAAGGAAGUCCGGAAGAAAAGAAGGAUGUUGCAACAGAUCAACAUUCGGGCAAGAAAGACGGCCAAAAAAAUACGAAAAUAAUUAAAAGAAUAAUUAAAGGAGUUAAAAAAGACAAGAAUGAUCCAUUACGAUUUGUAGACGGAGUAAACUUUAGGGGAAAAUUAAUUGGAGUGGAAGAAGUAAAUGAUGCUAGAGGAGACAGAAUAUGUCAAGAUUCUUUACAGAAAUUAAAAGCUAUUGUCAAGAGUUCUGGAGAACAUAAACAAAAGGUGUUAUUAAAUAUCUCUUUUCAAGGAAUAAAAAUAUCUGAUGAAAAAACUAAUGAGAUAAUUUAUCAACAUCCUGUACAUAUGAUAUCAUUUACAUCCCUAGAUGUCAAUGAUAAUAGAGCUUUUGGUUAUAUCUGUGGAACUACAGAAGAAGGCCACAAAUUUGUUGGAAUUAAAACAGAAAAAGCAGCAUGUCAAGUUGUUUUGACACUUCAAGAUUUAUUUCAAGCUGUUUUAGAAAAAAAGAAGCAAGCAAUGGAAAGUGCCAAACAAUUACAGUUUUCAAAGAAUUCUAAUGAUGAUGAUGAGAAAAAAGAAAUGGAAAAUAAUAAUAAAAAUAAAAAUGUGAAAUCGGAACAAAACACAGAUGAAAAAGAAAAUUCAGAAUCUAUUUAUAGUGAUGUAAUUAGCUCAUCAUCUGUAGAAAAUGUUCCUCCUGAAAACAACAAAUCUGUCUCUUCUCUGCCAAAACCACAGUCUAAUGUUGAUGAUUUAUUAUGUUUACAAUUAGAAGUAGAUAAACUUCAAGAAAAUAUAGAACAAAUGGAUAGUAGUAUGGCAGCUGUUUCAGAAUUGAAUUAUCCUUUUAUGCCUGAUCCUUUUAAUACAUCAACAUUUGUACUUUAUCCUCAGAAGGAUAUAUAUGAGUCUACAGCAUCAACAUCUUCAUCUGAAGAUCAGUCUGUUGGGUCUCCAUUUCCAGAUUCAAAAGUGAACCAAAAAUUGGAAGAAACAUCCUCUUUCUAUGUUACCUAUUCUGAUAAUGAUAAAUAUUCUGUAUUUAGUAACAUAGAUACAAUUUCUAGUAUAUUUGAGAAUUCACAAAGUUCUUUAUCAACAACAAAUCAAGAUGAUGAGCAGAUUAAUGUUUCAACAUCAGAUUCCGUUUCCACUCAAACAAAUAGUCAAGCAUCACCACCAAAACCUCCAAGACUACCACAAAAUGAUUUAUUUGCAGAUUUGGAUCCUUUAGGUAAAGAUCGUCCUUUUCUAGAUAAAAAAGAUUUUUUUCAUGAUAUUAAAAAUCCUCCAAAAAAAGUUUUGAAAGAUCUUGUAGAUAAAACUGUAAGUGCUUUCACCAGUGAACCAACUAAAUUUUAUACAUCUCAAUCAGCACCAGAAUCAACUGAAGUGAGUACAUGUUUUCAGUCUUAUGAUGCCACUUGUCCUCCUUUUUCUUGUGAUUUCAAUAAUAUAUCAACCCAACAGACACCUUCUCAUUCUAGUAAUUCAUUGCCUUCAUCUCUUCCAAAUUCUUCCAAAAGACUUUCUUCUUUUCCAUUAAAUGAUAAUAAAUCAUCUGGAAAUCCAUUUACUGAAAAUAGUACUGGAACUGUUAUUCUGCCACCGCCGCCACCACUACCGCCAAGACUUACAAAUAGAUCUUCCGAGCCAAAUAUUCAAAUUCCCCUAUCAUUAAAAUCUGAAAAUGCAAUUUAUGCAUCACCAACCUCUGCUUCAACUGGAAAUGUGCCAUUAAAUUAUAGAAGAGGUUCCUUACCAGCAAAUCAGGUUAUAUCUGAAUUUUCUCAAAACAAUACAUCAAUAUCUGUAAAUUCUAGCUCCAGUCAUCCUAUUCCAAUACCAACUCGAAAACUACCUGUUAAUUCUCAACAGAUAGGUAGUUACAAUGGACAAAAUCAUAUUGGUGAAUCCAAAAAACUUACCAGGUCUUUUGAACAGGAAUCUCCAAAUGUAGAUUUUUUUGGAUGUGGUUUUGGUGAAUCAUUAAACAAUCCAAAUCAAAUAUACAAUUCUGUAGAAAAUCAAGAUAUAAAUCAUUCAUUACAAAAAUCCAAUAAAAAGAAUCAAGUGAUAAAUAAAACUUCAUUAAAUAAUUCAACAGAAAAAACCUUUAUACUUCCACCUCCUGAAUCACAAAUAAAAUUAAAUAAUUUAACUAAAUUCAAGAAAAUGAAUGGAAUAGUGAAUGAUAACAGUACAACAAAGUUAUCACCUAUUUCACGUUUACCUGGUGUUACAUCACAAUAUCAAGUUUUGUCUGAAAUCUGUUUGCAAAAUGGAAACAUGUCAUCUUGUUCUGAAUCUACAAAUAUAAAUUCUAAUAAUUCUUCAAUGUCAAACUCUGGAAACAUUUUUAAUAGAAAAAAAGAUCCUUUUGCUGAUGAUUUUUUUGCAGCAUUACCAAAGAAACUUAAUGGUUACCAGUCUGUGCCAAAUGAACUAUGAAAGCAUUUAUAUAGAAGACUAAUUUUUAAGAGGAACCAAUUUAUGGAAAAAUUAAUAAGAUCAAGAAAGAAGAGUAAAUAAUUAUAUGUAUCUAUAUACAUAUAUAUAUAGUUUAAUCACUUCAUAAGAAGUAUAGUCAAAUGUAUGAAAAUUAUUUUAUCUAAAGAAUAUUUUUAAUAUUAAAAUAUAAAAAGUUUCUAAUAGAAAUUUUAUAAAUUGUAGAUAUAUAAUAUAUUUGUACAUUUGAAGCUAAAAU
Molecule: messenger RNA, 3704 nt
Organism: Centruroides sculpturatus (bark scorpion)
Lineage: Eukaryota; Metazoa; Arthropoda; Arachnida; Scorpiones; Buthidae
Product: protein disabled-like
Exons: 11
Coding region: 908-3448 (846 amino acids)
Source: RefSeq, a predicted model, not a curated record